This is a messenger RNA of Marchantia polymorpha subsp. ruderalis, 1677 nucleotides long. The record is from the annotation of a GenBank genome assembly. Lineage: Eukaryota; Viridiplantae; Streptophyta; Marchantiopsida; Marchantiales; Marchantiaceae.
UGUGCUGGUUCAUGCUGGAUGUGGCUUUCUACAGCCAGAAUCUGUUCCAGAAAGACAUCUUCAGCGCCGUGGGGUGGAUUCCAGCAGCCAAGAAAAUGAGCGCCCUGGAGGAGGUGUUCAAGAUUAGCCGAGCUCAAGCUUUGAUUGCCCUUGUAUCCACCGUGCCUGGCUACUGGGUGACAGUUGCUCUCAUCGACAGAAUUGGAAGGUGGUGGAUUCAGCUGAAUGGCUUCUUCAUGAUGACACUAUUUAUGCUCGUCUUGACCUUCGACUACUACAACCUCAGGGGAGAUCCAUGUCCCGCCGACUCAUCCAAGUACUGCGGUGGUAACCAUUUAGCGUUUAUUGCCAUGUACGCUCUGACCUUCUUCUUUGCCAACUUCGGGCCCAACUCCACAACAUUCAUCGUACCGGCGGAGCUUUUCCCCGCGAGGCUGAGAUCUACUUGUCACGGAAUCUCCGCAGCAUCGGGCAAAGCUGGAGCUAUUGUUGGAGCGUUCGGAUUUCUAUAUGCGAGCCAGAACGAGCACCAGGGCAAGCAGGAUCAUGGUUAUCCCACGGGAAUCGGUAUCAAGAAGUCUCUGCUGGUUCUCGCUGUGUGCAACGCCAUCGGUUUCUUUUUCACGUUCUUCGUUCCGGAGACCAACGGCAAGUCAUUGGAGGAGCUGUCGGGUGAGAACGAGGAGGAGAGCAACGGAGCGGUGGAGAAAACAAAAGCCGACAAUUUGUGAGAUUCAGCGGUAUCCGUUAUGGAUUACUGUGCACGCCUACAGAACUUGUACAGCGAACAGAUGGUACCCAGCACAAGUUCUUCAUCAUUUACAUUUCAUCAUUCUUCAUGUUGCGGAAACAUCGCACGCCACCGUGUCUCCCGGUGUCCGCGCGGUGAAGUCUUUUGUAAAGGACAAUCACUCAGGAUUCGUAAAGCUGGCACGCCGGCUCUCCUGGAUAUCAAUCACGCUCUUGCAGUCUUCAUGUUCUCAGAGGAUCGUGGAGGAAUGCCAUCCUGCAGUUGGUGGUCAAGGAGAUGGAAAUGAGGGAAAAAAUAUUCAGGCAUGAGUCCCAAACGCCGUUCAGUGAGGUUGGGAAGUUUUUAUUGAUCCAAUCUCUGGAUCUUGCUUGUUCCGGUUCGGCAGAUUGAAGCUAUACAAAGUGAAGAACGAUCUUUACUAUUGGAAUAAACAUUACUGAUUGCACAAUGGAUUUCAACAUUUUGACUGUUCCCUUGUCCGCACAUCACUCAAUUAUCGUUUGUCAACCGGGAGCCUCCAGUCAUCGAGAUCGGUCUGAAAGAAAAUAUACACUUCGGUUGUCACCUCUGCUAUGGAGACACAGGUGUCAAUGAACAGAAGAUCAAAGCUUUUACAACUUCUAGACUUAACAUAGCAGAGAGGAAGAGAGGAGACUAUCAAAUCAGACAUGGAUUAAACGUAGGCAAGUGGGCAAUAUGGGGUUCCAAUCGAAUCGACUCACUCUGAAAAAUAUAGCUUAGAUCUAAAGUACCCGAAGUGAAAUGGUCUAAAUAUUGCAUUAGCGCAUAAGUAGGGGGUUACCCUCCUCACUUCCCAGCCGGAAAAAGGUGAAAUUACUAAGUACUGGGCAAUCACUAACCUGGUCUUUGCCAAUUGUCUCAAAGAGGCAUUCCCCGAUAUCUUUUUAUUCUCAUAUACAUACAGC